CGGUAAAUUGUGAUAGAUGAUCUUUCGGAGUUUCCACAUCCAGUUGAAAGCAUUCUUCAUUUUCCAAGAGGGAUGUUUGCUGCGGCUGCGUACACACAACUAAACUUAAACUUAUAUGAGAGCUAUGUAAAUGCUGCAUUGCUGUCGAGAAAUUGCUUUGCUGCUUUGGUACUUUUCUGCGGCGGGGGUUUACUGCCAUCUAUCUACACGUUUGCGUAGUAGCCACAGUUUAUUCCGCGCUUGGCAGUCGGGCGACACAGUCGUUUCGUUAGUUUUAUUUAAAUCGAACCACAUGAUUCGGAUAAUUUCUUUUGGCCGCUAAAAAGGAUAAUGGAAAGCUAAACGCUAGUGUGAAACCUAAAGCCUUUAAAAAUAUUGGAUUAAAAAAAAAAAAUAGUUUAAUUUAAGAAAGAAGAGAAGCUCCUUCCUAUUCGCAUCUCAAUCAAUUAUCGCACUCGAUUCAGCCAGUUACGCGCUAACAUAACCUCAAUCCACUCAUCAUGAAGCACACCAUCGAACAAUUCGCCGAAACAGAAUUAUCCGAACAAAUUCUAAAGAUUGCCAAACGCGAAUUGCGCGAAGAUAAGUGUACGCGGGAGCAGAGUCUGGAACAACUGCGCAACUGGAUAUUGAAACAUGAGGAUAUGCGCGAUGUGCGGCUGGACGAACAGUUCCUUUUGCGCUUUCUGCGUUGCAAAAAGUACAGUGUGCCCAUGGCGCAACAAACUCUACUCAAGUACUUGAAUGUGCGCCGCACUUUUCCACACAUGAGCACACAGCUGGACUUUCUGGAACCCAAGUUGAAUGACAUUAUCAGCAGUGGCUACAUUUUCGCCUCACCGCAGCGCGACAAGAACGGACGUCGUGUGGUGGUGAUCAAUGCCAAAGGCUUCAAUCCAAAGUUAUACAACAGCAGCGAUCAGGCGCGUGCACAUUUCCUCACCUACGAGUGCCUCAUGGAAGAUCAAGCCACACAAAUCUGUGGACUCAUACAUGUGGGCGACUUUGCCGGUGUCACCACGACGCAUGUGACCAAUUGGAAUCCGACCGAAUUUGCACGAGUUUUUCGUUGGAGCGAACAAUCGCUACCGCUGCGACACAAAGAGAUACAUUUGGUGAAUGUGCCGGCGACGCUCAAGUGGCUAAUCGAUUUCGUGAAGGGACGCGUGAGUACGAAGAUGCGCGAUCGGUUGGUGCUCUACACACAGGACAAAGAACUGGCGAAGCAUGUCGAUCCGACUUGCCUGCCACAAGAACUGGGCGGUCAUAUGCCCAUGAAAGCGAUGGUGGAGUUGUGGAAAGAGGAGCUGGUGGCCAGGCGUGAGGCCAUAAUCAGCCUGGACAAGAGCGCGCUGCUCAGCGAUCGUGGAAUUUUGCGGAAAAGUAGCUUCAACGCGGAGAAAGGUACUAAUGGAUUGAAUUUCGCCUCACAGAUCGAGUCGAUUGAGGGGAGUUUUCGCAAACUGGAAUUCGAUUAGACUAAAAGCAGCGAAGUUUUACUGGAGAAGAGAAAAAAAUAAAAUAAAAAAAAAA
Rhagoletis zephyria (snowberry fruit fly) is the source of this 1533-nucleotide messenger RNA. It is a transcript of the gene Cralbp, whose product is annotated as Cellular retinaldehyde binding protein. Gene Ontology annotation, molecular function: phosphatidylinositol bisphosphate binding. Lineage: Eukaryota; Metazoa; Arthropoda; Insecta; Diptera; Tephritidae. Gene Ontology annotation, cellular component: membrane. The record is from RefSeq and is a predicted model, not a curated record.